Akanthomyces muscarius is the source of this 1545-nucleotide messenger RNA. RefSeq lists its product as uncharacterized. The transcript has 5 exons. Lineage: Eukaryota; Fungi; Ascomycota; Sordariomycetes; Hypocreales; Cordycipitaceae. The record is from RefSeq and is a predicted model, not a curated record. Bases 1 to 1545 code for a protein of 514 amino acids. Gene Ontology annotation, molecular function: FAD binding.
AUGAGUAUCGACGACAUUCCGCUCGAGCAACUUUCGGAAAGCCAUGUCCUGAUUCUUGGAGCUGGGCCUGUCGGGCUUGUGCUGGCUCUCGUUCUAGCUCGUCAUGGCAUACCUAGUGUUUUGCUCGAGAAGAACACUUCCAUCACGCGCUUCCCCAAGAUGGAUCUUACUCUGGCACGAUCCAUGGAGAUUUUCCGACAGUUGGGAGUUCCUUCAGAUGAACCUUUCAAUGUUCGUUUCUCCAGUGGCCUCGGCUCCAACACACCCCCUCUUUCGACUUGGAGUCUGCCCAGCGUAGAUGAAUACAGAAAAACAAUUUCCGCCAAGGAUGAUGGCUCCAUGCCUAGAGAGCCCUGGCAGAGAAUCACUGGUGAUGCUUUGGAACGGCUGUUUAGAGCAGAAUGCGAGGCCAGUCCUCUUGUAGACGCCCGGUACAGUUGGCUCGUUACCGAUGCUCUUGAAGAUCAAACAGGAGUCGAAGUAACUGCUCAAGGACCAAACGGAAAGCCUGCCAAAAUCCGAGCUGGAUAUACUGUUGGUUGUGAAGGCGCUAACAGCGUGUUACGAAACAAACUUGGAAUUAUCCUUGACGGCGGCGCUUUAACACAUGCAGCCCAUCUUAUCCAUUUCAAAUCCCGCGACCUGAUCAAGCUACACGCUCAGGGUAACUUUUGGCAUACCUUCUUCCCCAGCAAUCCCGAGAAGCACCAGGGCUCGCUUGGGGGAGCCAUUAUUGCUCAGGAUGCCAAAGAAGUCUGGACUAUUCAUGACUACCUAACUGCUGGGGCCGAUUUGUCGGAGGAAAAUGCUCAAGAGACCAUUAUGAGAGUUCUGGGCGGCAUGGGCGAAGCAUACUCGAUCCAAGUGGACGAGAUCCUCGCCCAGUCUACUUUCAAGCCGACAGUUGCAUUGGCCCAGACUUGGGUUGGCAAGCACCAGCGUGCCAUCUUGGCUGGAGAUUCAGCUCAUCAGACGGUUCCUUCUGGUGGUUACGGUAUGAACAUGGGCUUCAUUGAUGCUUGGGCUCUGGGCUGGCGUCUAGCUGGGCGGAUUCAAGGCUGGGGUGGCCCGCAGCUCUUGUCUACAUAUGAGGUGGAACGUCGCUCUGUAGCUGAACUGAAGCAGCAUUGGGGCAAGACACACGGAAUGAGGCUCAUGGGCUUAUCUCGAGUAGUAACUCUGGACCCCAACGUCGUCAACGCAUCCACAGACGAAGCGCGAGACCUGAGAGCUCGAAUUGAUGAGUAUAUUCAAAAGAACGACGACCAUAACCAGUCCCUCGGCGUUGAGAUGGGAUACCGUUACGAAUCCAGUCUGUGUGUUGACAAUCCUCUUAACAAGCAGCUUCCUCCUCCGCAAUUUGAUCAUCGCCACUACAUCCCAACAACACAUCCCGGCUAUCGAGCCCCUCACGUGUUUUUGAAGGAUGGAAGUUCUAUUUUCGAUAGCUAUGGUGUCGGAUACACUCUUGUCGCGUUCAAGGACUCUGAGGGAAUGCAUUCUGGGCAGCAGAUUUGGUUUUGGUUCGACCAGAUGGACAUGUAG